This is a messenger RNA of Manduca sexta (tobacco hornworm), 1283 nucleotides long. It is a transcript of the gene Nubp1, whose product is annotated as cytosolic Fe-S cluster assembly factor nubp1-A. Gene Ontology annotation, molecular function: 4 iron, 4 sulfur cluster binding; ATP binding; ATP-dependent FeS chaperone activity. NCBI's taxonomy places the organism in Eukaryota, Metazoa, Arthropoda, Insecta, Lepidoptera, Sphingidae. The transcript has 9 exons. Gene Ontology annotation, biological process: iron-sulfur cluster assembly. The coding region runs from base 133 to 1116 and encodes 327 amino acids. The record is from RefSeq and is a predicted model, not a curated record. Gene Ontology annotation, cellular component: cytosol.
CUUGACAGUUGACAUUUGAAAAUCAAUCAAAGAUUGUCAUCUUCGUGUAGUGAGUUGUAUUCUGGAAAAAUAAAUAAAACAUAAAUAUUAGAAAGGAUAAAUCAUUUCUAAAGCGCACAUAAUAGCUUCAUUAUGAGCAGCAUUCCUGAAAAUGCACCACAACAUUGCCCUGGGACGCAGAGCGAGGACGCCGGCAAAGCUUCCGCAUGUGCUGGAUGCCCGAACCAAAAUAUUUGUGCUUCUGGCGAAGCGUCCCGACCAGAUCCAGCGAUAGAGCUAAUCAAAAAUCGACUCUCGAACGUUAAGCACAAGAUCCUGAUCCUGUCUGGCAAAGGCGGUGUCGGGAAGAGCACAGUGACGUCACUGCUUGGGCACGGACUGGCAGCACGAAAUGCUAACAUGAAUGUGGGUAUCCUGGACGCGGACAUCUGCGGUCCGAGCCAGCCGCGAGUGCUGGGCGUCCGCGGGGAGCAGGUGCACAACUCCGGCUCCGGGUGGUCGCCAGUGUAUGUAACAGACAACCUUUCGUUGAUGUCCAUCGGUUUCCUACUGGGCAGUCCUGAUGACGCCGUUAUAUGGAGAGGACCCAAGAAGAAUGGUAUGAUAAAACAAUUCCUGAGUGAAGUGGACUGGGGACAAUUGGACUACUUACUCGUCGAUACACCGCCUGGUACAUCGGACGAGCACCUGUCGGCGGUGCAGUACCUGUUGGGGGCGGGGCUGUCGGGCGCGGUGGUGGUGACCACGCCGCAGGAGGUGGCGCUCCUCGACGUGCGCAAGGAAAUACAGUUCUGCAACAAACUCCACCUCACAGUGCUCGGCGUUGUCGAGAACAUGUCGCUCUUCGUCUGCCCUAAUUGUAAGACCCGUAGUGAGAUAUUCCCGGCUACGACAGGCGGUGCGUCGCAGAUGUGUUCAGAUCUGGACGUGCCCCUGCUGGGCAGCCUCCCGCUGGACCCUCUGCUGGCACGCUGCUGCGACGACGGACGGGACUUCUUACAGGAGCUGCCCAACUCGCCAGCUGUCCUUGCUCUAAACGACAUAUUAGACAAAAUUGUGGCGAUAUGUGAGAAAAAUCCCGGCAGUGAUAAUGCUUCAUCAGUGCCUUCAGCGUGAACAACGUAUUAAAGUUGUAUAUUUAUAAUGACCUAGUCGUAAAUGUUACAGCAAGUUUGUGUAUAUUUUUGAUGUAUUAUCUAACAAUUAAAAUAUAAACUUAAGAAGAUACUUAAGCAUAGACGCUGAAUAAAUUUGUAUAUUAUUAAUAAUAAAUUUAGUUUAAA